Molecule: messenger RNA, 491 nt
Organism: Thalassophryne amazonica
Lineage: Eukaryota; Metazoa; Chordata; Actinopteri; Batrachoidiformes; Batrachoididae
Exons: 3
Coding region: 16-453 (145 amino acids)
Biological process (GO): peptidyl-histidine dephosphorylation
Cellular component (GO): cytosol
Molecular function (GO): protein histidine phosphatase activity
Source: RefSeq, a predicted model, not a curated record
GUAAGUGAUUGCACCAUGUUGUCUGCUGUCGUCGGAAGAGCUGUGAGCAGUUCGAGUGUGUUCUGUGCCUUGAGACGAGCUGGAGUCACCAUGGCCGAGUGUUUGGCUCCAAUCCCUGAUGUAGAAAUCGAUCCCGAGGGAACCUUUAAGUACAUAUUAGUCAGAGUGAAAGUAAAAGGUGACGAUGGUGUGCACAAAGACAUAGUGCGUGGCACCAAAAGUGCAGAGUAUCACAAUCACAUAUUUGAAAAGGUCAGUCCAGCUGUGGAGGCCUUAGGGAUGGAGUGCAAGUGUCUCGGAGGAGGGAAGAUAGAGCACAACAGCAAAGACAAAAAGCUGAGGGUGUUCGGAGAGUCCACUGGUUAUGGAAAGGCAGACCAUUCUGUGUCAGCAGAGAAACUGAAGAACACCUUCACUGAUUAUGACAUCACUUGGUCUGAUGACAAAAAAUAGGCUGUUUAUUACAUUUAAUCUAAAUUCAAAUGUCUGCU